Messenger RNA from Pseudomyrmex gracilis, 2663 nucleotides. Its product is annotated as probable cytochrome P450 6a14. The transcript has 6 exons. Lineage: Eukaryota; Metazoa; Arthropoda; Insecta; Hymenoptera; Formicidae. Bases 117 to 1634 code for a protein of 505 amino acids. Gene Ontology annotation, molecular function: heme binding; monooxygenase activity; iron ion binding. The record is from RefSeq and is a predicted model, not a curated record.
CAAACGAUAUUCUGCUUGAACCGCGUGACAAAACAUUAAUUUUUUUCUCCAAAACCACAAAUAAUUUUUGUACAAGUGUUUUUUGUUUUGUACAUUAUUACGAAAAAAAAGCAAAAAUGUUAAUUGUGGGAGCAAUAACUACUUUUGUCAUUGCUUUAUGUUUGGUAUAUAUUUAUUACAAGUUUGUGGUGUUCAAUUUCUGGCGCAAGAGAAGUAUAUUUUACGUCGAACCCGUUAUACCAACAGGUAAUCUGACUCCGGUAUUAAAAGGAAAACUGUCAAUAGGUGAAUUACUUCGCAACAUUUAUUUGAAAUAUAAGGGCCAUCGUGCAAUCGGAACGUACACAUUUUUCAAGCCGAACCUUGUGAUUGCCGAUCUCGAUCUUGUCCGCAUAGUGCUGACCAAAGAAUUUGCUAGUUUCCAUGAUCGUGGAUACUACUGCAACGAAAAAGUAGAUCCGUUAUCCGGCAACUUAUUUUUAUUGCCUGGAAGAAAAUGGAGAAAUUUACGCGUCAAGCUGACAUCUACAUUUACUUCAGGAAAACUCAAGCAAAUGUUUGAAGUUCUGAAAGAUUGCGGCGAAGAACUCGCGACAUCUUUAGAAGAAGUAGCCAAAACGGAAUCAUGCAUCGAAAUAAAGGAAAUAUUCGCAAGAUAUACUAUAGACGUCAUCAUGUCCGCAGCUUUUGGAAUCAAGUCCAACUGUAUGAAAACGCCGGACAGCGAAAUUCUUUACCAAGGGAAAAAACUAUUUCAAUAUCAUAUGUUUUGGUACGCACUUUUUGCGUUUGUACCUCAAAUUGCCGAGUUUUUUGCUAUUCCUCUCGUUGGUCGGAAUAUUUCAAAGUUUUUUAUAAAAGUGUUUCGGGAUACCGUGCAACACAGACAAACUCACAAUGUUGUCAGACAUGAUUUUAUGAAUCUACUUAUACAAACUAUGGAGAAAGGCUACGUGGCGCAUGACAAAGGAGACACCGCCGAUGUUUCUUCGAAUACGAGCAAGAUGUCUAUCCUGGAAGCUGCUGCGCAAGCAUACGCCUUCUUCAUAGGCGGCUUUGAAACUGCCUCAACCACUGCGACGUUUUGUUUAUACGAAUUAGCAAUAAAUCAAGACGUACAAAACAAGCUUCGUCAAGAAAUUGAUGAAGUCCUGAGAAAACACGGCGAAAUGACUUACGAUGCUGUAAACGAUAUGACCUAUCUUCACAAAGUAAUAAAUGAAACUCUGAGGAAAUAUCCACCAGUGUCGAUUCUGAAUCGCAUCUGCACCGAGACCAUAGAUCUUUCGAGUACUAUUCACGUACCGAAAGGAACUUUAAUUACUAUACCGGUGCUCGGAAUACAGAGAGAUCCGGCGAUAUAUCCAAAUCCGGACAUGUUUGAUCCCGAGCGAUUCAACACGGAUCAAAUAGCGGCUAGACAUCCGUACUCUUAUUUGCCAUUUGGAGAAGGGCCACGAGUGUGUAUCGGUCAACGGUUCGGCUAUAUGCAGACAAAAGUUGGUGUUAUAAAUAUCUUAUUGAACUUCAAACUUAAACUUCAUCCACAGACUUCGGUGCCACUCAUCAUCGACGAAGCAUCUAUAGUAUUUGCGCCCAAAGGCGGUGUACAUCUUACAAUUAAACCGCGAUAAAGUUCUCUCACUCUUUAUAACCGUUUUCCAAAACAUUUAAAUCAAAUAAACAAGGUCUGUAUCUGAUAAUAACUAGUGCAUCGUAGUGCAAACUACCUUACGUCAGAAAAAAGUUAUGUAACACGUCAUUACCGACUGAAGAUAGAUACGUGCAGAAUAAUUUUACAUAUAAUUUUGUUUAUCAUUUGUUAUUGGUGUGACAAUUAUACGAGUGUUUUAAACUUAUGUUGAAAACAAUGACGUGGUGCAUAACUUAUGUUGAGAAUAUAAGGUUCUAAUACUGGCAGUGAAUUUCGAAACACAACUAAAGGCCAUCACACGUAAAAUUAUUUAAAACCAUAAGACGUAGCCGAAGAAAAUUUACCAAUCAGAAAUUUACGUUCAAAAGUGAUGGAGAUAUAAAUUACAUUCUGAUUGAUCAAUUUUCUUACGGCUACGUCUUCCGUUCUUACGUAAUUUUAUGUGUGACGGCCCUCAUCUUUCCGCUUGCCUCACUGUUUAUACAAUCGCUUCAGUCGAUUGGUUGAGCCACUGGCCCUGGAAUCGGACUUUUAUUUGCAGAAUGACGUAUGGGCGGAGCUUAAAAGCUCUUAAGCCCAAUGUUCACACUUUGAUAUAUUUACACAGGAUAUAUUUAUAUUUUUGUGAUAUAUUUACAGCAUGCAGCAGCGGGGCGGUGGGGAUACGCACAAAGCAGCAAGUAAAUGCUUGCUGAUAUUGCGCAUCACUUCCACUGUUGCUGCAUGUUGUAAAUGUGUCAAAACUGCGAACUGCUUUAACCACAAAAAAAACAUAAAGGCCAUUGCACGUGACAAAAGUUUAGAGGUAGUCGUAAGGUCGUUAGCAAAUCGAUCAAUCACUGGUCAGUAUUUUAGCUAAUGUAAGAUAAUACUGGUCUGUAAUUGGUUGAACUGCUUACGACUUUGCGGUUACGGUUUUUUUCACGUGCAAUGGCCGUAAGACAUAAGCUUCAGUCGAUUGUUCAGUAUUCUUCAGACAACAUCAACGUGACUAUAUNACAAAACAUUU